Molecule: messenger RNA, 231 nt
Organism: Penicillium digitatum Pd1
Lineage: Eukaryota; Fungi; Ascomycota; Eurotiomycetes; Eurotiales; Aspergillaceae
Source: RefSeq, a predicted model, not a curated record
AUGUCCAAGCGCAGUGAUUCACAAGAAUCUACUUCUGAAAUGAGCAAGUCACAAUUUUCCUGUGUGGAGGAUCUCAACACAACCCAGGAGAAGUCACAUCCUUCACCACUCCAGCGCUUAAAAAAACAAUGGAAGGAGAUAAAAAAGGAGUGGGGACCUCUCAUGGCGGCUAAAGAGGACAUGGAUGACGAGUACACUUUUCCACCGGGUCGUUAUUAUGGGCAAAGAUAG